Messenger RNA from Lactuca saligna, 1302 nucleotides. The record is from the annotation of a GenBank genome assembly. NCBI's taxonomy places the organism in Eukaryota, Viridiplantae, Streptophyta, Magnoliopsida, Asterales, Asteraceae.
AUGCAUUUGCUUAUACAACUAACUGUUAUGGUGGUAGCCUUCAUCUCUCAUGAACAUAAAGUCGUAGCACAAUAUGUACAACCUUACACUUCCAUAGUUGUUCCAGUAAUCAAACAUACCGAUGCUGCUAAGCCUCUCUAUAGCGUUCAGAUCAUGACAUCAUUUGCAAACUCACAAUACAUGAAAGCAAACUUCCUUAUAGACAUCGACGCUCCACUCAUAUGGCACGAUUGCAUCCUCAAGUGGAACAUUUCCCCUGGUAGUUGCCCCAGUAAUACGCUUUGCACAUCUCCUGUUUCUUGUGAAGAAGAUUAUUGCACAGAUGUCCGAACUACUUACUCAUACGACAAUCCUUCCUGCCCUCCGGUGACCAACAGUUCGACGUUACCUGGUUGGGGAUACUGUACUUGUCCGGUCAACGUGGUGGACCCGGUUACCGGAGCUUGUGUCCAAGCCCUGCUCAACUAUGAUGAUUUCACUGUUAACACAAGUAAUGGUAGCAAUGUUUUCUCUGGUUUAUAUGGUCCUUCCCCUAACGCUGCAUGUGCUCCUACUUCAUCGUUUGAAUCAUUCCCAGUAAAUGUUAAUGGCGUCAUGGCAUUUUCGUCUUCACCUUAUGCGUUACCCGCUUAUUUAUACCAACCACUUAAGAAAAUUUUAGCUUUAUGUUUGCCUAGCAACUCGUCUGCUCCUGGGGUUUUAUUCUUUGGAAUUGGUCCCUAUUCCCUACUUCCCCACUCGGAUGUCGACUUAAGGAGUUUACUUUCUUAUACUCCUUUACUAAAACAGCGAGAUUCUUUUGGAUAUUUUAUCGAUGUCAAAUCCAUUGUAAUUAAGCAUGUAUCUAUCGACAUUCCUGAGCAUGCAACUAGUAAGUUUAGCACAACCGAGGCAUACACCACUCUUAGAACUGACAUCUAUAAUCGUGUGAUUCAGACAUUUUCGAUGGCCACAAUAGGAAUCCCUCAUGCAAAGCCAGUCGCACCAUUCACGCUCUGUUUUAGGACCUUCGACAUGGGCACGAGAGUGGGAUUAAAGUUUCCUGACAUGGAUUUCAGUCUCCCGGAUGGGAAGAAGUGGACUAUAUCCCCGACUAACUCAAUGAAACAAGUAACGAAAGAUGUGGUGUGUCUGGCGAUUGUAGACGGAGGUGUUGCAACUGAACAUUCAAUUGUGAUUGGGACUUUUCAGUUCGAGGAUAACUUUAUAGUAUUUGAUUUAGAGAACUCGGCUUUUGGGUUUAGCUCAUCACUUUUGGGUGAGCAGACUUCAUGUGCCAAUUUCAACUUCACGAUCACAUGA